This is a messenger RNA of Nylanderia fulva, 638 nucleotides long. RefSeq names its product prefoldin 2 (gene Pfdn2). NCBI's taxonomy places the organism in Eukaryota, Metazoa, Arthropoda, Insecta, Hymenoptera, Formicidae. The record is from RefSeq and is a predicted model, not a curated record. Gene Ontology annotation, biological process: protein folding. Gene Ontology annotation, cellular component: prefoldin complex.
ACGUUUCUGAAUAUUUAUUCGAGCUUGCUGCUUUCAUGACCGUUUCCAAUUGAGUCUUGCGUUUUUCGACGUUGUCGUCCGAUAUAGCAUUGUGCAUUGUCGUAGAAUUGUAAUCAUAAUUCCUAAUAUGGCCAGCGAGAAAAAAUCGACGAAAGCGUCGUCGAAGAAAGAGAAAUCCGCUGAGGAGAUACUGUCAGAGUUUCAAACGCUUCGAAAUGAGCAGAGAAUGUUGGCGAAUAAAUUAUCUGAAAUGGAAAUGGAAUUGAACGAGCACAAAAUUGUUAUUGAUACAUUAAAAAAUGUCGAUCCUAAAAGGAAAUGCUAUAGAAUGAUCGGUGGAGUUUUAUGCGAACGUACAGUAGAAGAUGUCAUGCCUGCUCUGGUGACAAAUAAAGAACAGUUGAUGAAGGUGAUAGAUGCUUUAAAUGAGCAGGUAACGAAGAAAGGAAUUGAGAUAAAUGAAUACAAGGAAAAGCACAAUAUCAGAAUCAGAGGACAAGAUGAUUUGCAGCAACAAGAAGAGGAUAAUAACAAUAAGGAAGCCAAGAGAAAGGCAAUUGUUGUGAAUCCAAUUGAAGUUUAAGUGUAAUAAUCAUUUGCGAUAUUUAGAUAUUAAGACACUUCACAAUAUAUACAUA